Brassicogethes aeneus is the source of this 681-nucleotide messenger RNA. The record is from the annotation of a GenBank genome assembly. Lineage: Eukaryota; Metazoa; Arthropoda; Insecta; Coleoptera; Nitidulidae.
AUGGACUUAAACCAGGACGUUUCCGAAGACGAUAGUGAUUUUUCUUGCGAGGACGAAUGCGUGGAUGUCACGUCCCAGGAUGAGGAUAAUGAAACUCAGUAUGGACGAUCUGAAGAAAUGCCGCCGGACCCGGGACUUCUAAGCUUCAUUUCAGCUUCGCAGCUGUCACCGAAUCGAAAUUUAACUCCACCGUCGGCGGAUCAUUACAAUCAGCUUCACCAGCUUCAUCAAGGAAUACCGCCUUCAUCUGUUCUCUACGCCAACUGGAUUAAUGCAGCUGAAGCUAAGAGUUCUAGUCAUUUGUUCAGUUUGCAAGGUUUGGACCGCAAACCUCGCCAGGCUUACAGCGCCAAACAGCUGGAACGCCUGGAAACCGAAUUUAAAGUGGACAAAUACCUGAGCGUCAGCAAAAGACUGGAACUAUCAAAGGCUUUAGGCCUUACGGAAGUGCAAAUAAAAACCUGGUUCCAAAACAGACGCACCAAGUGGAAAAAACAACUGACGACGCGGUUAAAAAUGGCGCAACGGCAAGGCUUGUUCCCGCCACAUUAUUUUUCGCCUGGAAACUCGGCGCAGUAUUCUGCAUUGUUGGCGCCCUACUACACGCCACUGACUUGCGUGUUCGGCGUCCCGAACAUAGAGGACGCCACUGUGCCAGUUUCAAUGAACAACACUGUUUAA